AUGCUUUAUGGGAACUCUUUUUCAGAUUUCAUCUGUUGCCUGUGGCUAUGGAUUCACACUGCUAUCCUCUAAAACUAAGGAUGUGACUAAAGUUUGGGGUAUGGGGCUCAACAAAGAUUCCCAGCUUGGAUUUCAGAGGAGCCGCAAAGAUAAAACCAGGGGAUAUGAGUAUGUUCUGGAGCCCUCGCCUGUCCCACUACCUCUGGACAGACCUCAGGAGACGCAGGUGCUGCAGGUCUCCUGUGGCAGAGCCCACUCUCUCAUCCUGACAGACCGUGAAGGAGUCUUCAGCAUGGGAAACAAUUCUUAUGGGCAGUGUGGAAGAAACGUGGUCGAAAAUGAAAUUUACAGCGAAAGUCACAAAGUCAACAGAAUGCAGGACUUCGAUGGGCAGGUGGUCCAGGUGGUUUGUGGCCAGGACCAUAGCCUGUUCCUGACGGACAAAGGAGAAGUCUACUCUUGUGGCUGGGGCGCCGACGGGCAAACAGGUCUGGGUCACUACCGUAUCACCAGCGUGCCCACCAAGCUGGCCGGGGACCUGGCCGGAGUGCACGUCGUGCAGGUGGCCACCCACGGCGAUUGCUGCCUGGCCGUGUCUGCUGAGGGCGGCCUCUUCGGUUGGGGGAACUCGGAGUACCUGCAGCUGGCCGCCGUCACCGACUCCACACAGGUGAACGUCCCCCGGUGCUUGCCCUUCUCAGGAGUGGGGAAGGUGAAGCAGGCCGCGUGUGGUGGUACAGGAUGUGCCGUGUUAAAUGGAGAAGGACAGGUUUUCGUCUGGGGCUACGGAAUUCUUGGGAAAGGACCGAACCUUGUGGAAAGUGCGCUUCCCGAGGUGAUCCCGCCCACUCUCUUCGGCCUGACGGAGUUCAACCCGGAAGUCCACGUUUCCCUCAUCCGAUGUGGCCUCAGCCACUUUGCUGCCCUGACCAACAAAGGAGAGCUGUUUGUGUGGGGCAAGAACAUCCGAGGGUGCCUGGGCAUCGGUCGCCUGGAAGACCAGUAUUUCCCGUGGAGGGUAAGGCUGUGCAGGGCGGGCUUGAGGGUGCACCCGCCGCGCGGGGCUCCAUCAGUGUGCAGCUGGGCCAGCGCCAGGGCUCUGGGAACGGCUCCCCCUCUCCUGUCCUGGCUGCCCCCUCCUGCCCCGCGGCUUCAGGGGAGGCCCCGUCAUGGUGAGGAGCCCGAGCAGGCGCCCAGCUCAUGGCUCACUGCCCUUAGCUCUGUCCCGGGGCCUGCUGAGCGAGCAGCCUGCCGGAGCGGGGAGCAGCCUGGCUGAGGGUUCCAGUCCCUCGGCGCCCUGGAAGAAGCCUUGUUACAGGCUGUCCGUGGGCACGUGGAGUGGGGAAACAGAGGCACGCCAGCGCCCCAGAGAGGAGCAGGCCGUAUGCAGGCCGGGCGCCGUGAGGCCCUGAGAGGGACAGAUUGGAAAUGACGAAGUUGGUGCGCCAGGAGCUGUUUACAGAGGCCUGUGUGGAGGAAUGUUUUACAGCGAAGUGAAAAGAGAGCAGGAUGGGGUAUUAUGUUGAGCGAAAUAAGUCAGAGAAAGACAUGUAUCAUAUGACCUCACUGAUAUGAGGAAUU
Messenger RNA from Leptonychotes weddellii (Weddell seal), 1581 nucleotides. The record is from RefSeq and is a predicted model, not a curated record. NCBI's taxonomy places the organism in Eukaryota, Metazoa, Chordata, Mammalia, Carnivora, Phocidae.